UAUAGAGGGAGAGAGGAAGAGAGAGAGGCAGUAGCUUUCCCCUUAUGCACACACAUGCGUAUACACACACACACAUAGCCACACACACACAUAUAUAUACACACACACAGACUCACAGACAGCAGCUUUAGGGAGCAGAGGCAGAAAUAGGACUGUCCCUGACAAAUAACAAUCUUUCUUCUAACCGAUAUACACACACUCACACAUAAGCCAGUGCUUAUGCUCCCACCCCCCACCAGCUCUCCUCUCCUGUCAGUGGGGCAGUGUGAGCCUCUCUGACCGAUUCCUAUCGGGAGCUCAGCAGUAAGAAACAAAAGAAGCAGGAGAAAGGAAGGCUGGCUGUUUCUCCUUGCGCUCCGGCACAGGCAGUGACUGAAAAAAAAGAGAGAGAAAGCUGAUUGUCCUGAAGAACAGAGUAAGAGAGAGAGAAAGAGAUAUAGAGACAGAGGGGGACUCCAUGUCUGGUAGCACAGGCAGAUAUAGCUGCAUCUACAAGCCUUGUUGUUGCAAGAUUCCUGUGGAGGGAAGUCCAGAAGAGGAGCACAGUUGGAGCGUCCAAAUGCACACUCACAUGCUCGAGAAGCUGUCAAGGGUUGCUGAUGUGGAGGCAUCAACUGUCAAGUUCCAGUCCUGGGUGUCUGGUGCACUGAUCCAGCCCCAAUAAGCCAGAGAAGGGGCAUGGCGGACUGUACAGCCCUAGGCUUGCUGGGCCUACUUUUGCUACUGGUCUCAGCACCCAUAUCCCAAGGCCAAAGCUGUCCACAGCGCUGUGACUGUGUACCCCAGAAUAAGGCUGUGAAUUGCCAGAACAAGCGCCUGAGUUCUAUUCCGAGUGGAAUUCCACUGGACACGAAGCUGCUAGACAUGAGUGGCAACAGUCUGCGUUGGGUGGAGCAUGGAGAUCUAUCCACCUAUGUACAGUUGGAAGAACUAGAUCUUAGUGAGAAUCUCAUCAGUGUGUUAGAGCCUAAUGCGUUUUCCAGCUUGCUGAAUCUACGAGUGUUACGUCUGCGCGCCAACCAGUUGAAGCUGGUACCAAUGGGUGCCUUCUCGCAUCUUGCCAAUCUCACAACUCUGGACUUGAGUGGGAAUAAACUGGUCAUCCUGUUGGACUUCACUUUCCAGGAUCUGCGUAGCCUCCGAAACUUGGAGGUAGGUGAUAAUGACUUGGUGUACAUUUCAAACAAGGCUUUUCUAGGCUUGGUUGGCCUGCGGGAGCUGACUAUUGAGAGGUGUAAUUUGACCUCCAUCUCAGGCCAGUCUCUUUCCUACCUCCGCGGUCUAGCCAUGCUGCGACUACGCUACCUCAGCAUUGCCUCGUUGGAAGAGCAGAACUUUCGUAAGCUGGGUGGGCUGCGGGGUCUAGAGAUUGACCACUGGCCAUUCCUGCAAUACAUUUCUCCACACAGUUUUCAGGGGCUCAAUUUGUCCUGGCUGUCCAUUACCAACACCAACAUUACCACAGUUCCUACUGGUGCCCUUCGGAGCCUGAUGCACUUAUCCAGCCUGAACCUCUCCUACAACCCCAUUUCUGUGCUGGAGUCCUGGGCCUUGCGGGACCUGGUUCGUUUGAAGGAACUGCACCUUGUUGGCACCAACUUGGUAUUGGUGCAGCCUUACGGUUUCGGAGGUCUGCAGCAGAUCCGUCUGCUCAAUGUGUCUGACAACAGGCUGUUAACUCUUGAGGAGGGUUCAUUUCACUCAGUUAACACGCUGGAAACUCUACGGGUUGAUGGUAACCCACUUUCCUGCGACUGCCGUCUGCUGUGGAUCCUGCAGCGCCGGAAGACCCUCAACUUCGAUGGCAAGUCACCUGUUUGCGCUGCACCAGUGGAGGUGCAGGGUAAGGCUCUGAACUCCUUCUCCGACUCAGCACUCUUUGACCACUUCACCUGCCAACGACCAAAGAUCCGCAAUCGAAAACUGCAACAGCUGACCGCUCGUGAGGGUCAGGUGGUGUCCUUCUUUUGCCGUGCAGAAGGAGAGCCAACUCCGGUCAUCUUUUGGAUUUCACCUCAGCGCAGACGCAUCACUACCAGAAGCACCGGCCGUGUCAUUGUGCUACCGGAGGGCACUCUAGAGAUACGCUAUGCCCAGAUUACAGACAGCGGGACCUAUAUAUGCAUUGCCAGCAAUGCAGGUGGCAAUGACACAUAUUUCGCUACACUAACAGUCAGUGGCCUGCCACUAGACGCAGCUGCUGCAGCAAAUCGCACCUACUAUGCUGGUGACCUCAAUGACACUAACCUAAAUGACACACGUGUCUUCCUGAAGUUCACAUUAGACCUUAAGACCAUUCUGAUCUCCACAGCCAUGGGCUGUAUCACAUUUUUGGGUGUAGUUAUGUUCUGCUUCUUGCUUUUGUUCGUGUGGAGUCGUGGGCGUGGACAGCACAAGAACAACUUCUCAGUAGAAUACUCUUUCCGAAAGGUGGACGGUCCUGCAACCAGCGGGGGCCAAGGAGGGGCUCGAAAGUUCAAUAUGAAGAUGAUAUAAGGGGCAUAAAUGGAGAUGUAUCUUAAUUAUAAUGGCAGGGUAACUACAGUAAACACUGCACAGAAGGAUUUUGUGUAAAUAUGCACCCUUCCAUUUUGUAGACAGUUUUUGCAUCUUCAUAUCAUGAUGUCACAAUGUUUUCAAGAAGUAGAGAAAUAAGCCAUGAUUAAAGCAUCAUUACUGUAAUGGUUUAAUGACACUUUGCUUCAGCAAUUUGCUCACUUUAAUUGCCUAGUUAAUCACGCAGCGACACAAAAAGUAAUUAAGCUGAAUUAUCAAAAUGAAUGUUUGUACUGUAUAACAACACAGGGUGUUAUUAUGUAACAAUGCCAAGUACCAAAACAAGUUGAAAGCAGCAAAUUUAAACUAAUACCAGUAGUGUUUCUGAGUAGGCAACAUAUUUAAAUGAAUGGUAUCAGUGUUCUGGUACGACCAUCUCUGAAACAUCCAAUAUAUUCAUUGUUAAAACAGAGUGGUCUGGUGGGUUUGUUGGAAUUAAGUGCUGUGUACAUUUUGAUAAACCAAAAUGAACAAAACAUCAUUGCACUCAAAAAUACAGAAUUAUAUAUAUAUAUAUAGUCAUUUAUUUACAUUAACCUGCAUUAAAAGUACUCUUUCACAUUCCGCUCUGUGCAAAUACACAUUCUCACCAGUGCAGAAUCCCUAAAGGUUAAUCCCUGAAUCAUCAAAAGACUUACAGACUGUUGCUUUAAAGAGAGCAAAUAGCAAGUUGGAACUCAUGUGCUCAUGCUCUGGUUUGCCAAAAUUUUAUAUAGUAAAUAUUUCUACAGAGAUUUGGAUGAAUUAAAAUAUGAAUAUUGAUUUUGUAUUUCACCCUAAUUAGGAUACAGCUCUUAUAUAACUUUUUUCCAGUUAUCAGCAGCAGUAUGUACAGUUUGCACUGCCAAUCAUCAACCGAACAAUGAUCAUCAACACCACAGUUGUAAGAAAACCACCUCGUUUUUCACCCAAUGGCAGAAAGAACUAUUUGACUAUUUUUUUGCCUUUUAAUGAGGAACACUGACCACAUUCGUGUCUGACUUUGUUCUAAUUGUGGUCAGUCUCACAUCCUGCACACAAACCUGCGCAAGGCCAGUGAUGCUGAAGAGUUGUUCAAAGCAACAAGCAGCUUUAUUUUUUGGUAUUUCAGAGAAAGCCUUUGUCAGUUAUGCACCAUUAACAGCAGUGUGGUAUUUUUACUGUAUAAUCAUUCUGAUGUUUGUAUAUUACCUGUAUAUAUAUAUAUAUAUAUAUAUAUAUAUAUAUAUAUAUAUAUAUAUACGACUGUUUUAUGUGUUGUACUUUCUGUGCUCAGUUUUGUUGUCACGUUUUGAUAACUUUUAAAAAUGCCUGCAUUUAGAAUAAGACAUUUAUUCUAUGUGAAGCUUUCUAAACAGAUAAUGCUGGACAUAACACACAUUUGUAAACACUCUCUUCCUUGGAAUAAUAUGGAAAUGGAAUAAUACUGUAUUGUGUCUAUGACUGAUUUUGUUUUUGAUUUGAUUUACAUGGCGGCCUGGCAGGAUGGUAUCUAUAAAUGUAGCAAAUAAGGCUGCGGCCUCUGCCCGUCUCUGAGAUUAUUAAACUGAGCUACUCUGCUGCCCUCAGCUGGUGUAAAGUAUUUACUAGCACAAAGUCUUAAGGGUGGUUGCAAUGGAUUUAUAAAAUGUCUGCAUAAUUCAUAAAUCAUGCUCAAAAGAAAUAGAAACAGUAAACAGUUGUUUAAUAUACAGCUUUGGAAAAAAAAAUAAAAGACCACUUAAUGAUUGUUUUCCUUGAAUUUACCUAAUUAAAAACCUCUGGAAUAUAAUCAAAUAGAAGAUGGGUGAUCACAAGCCAUCAAACCAAGCUGAACUGCUUGAAUUUCUGCACCAGGAGUCACAUAAAGUUAUCUAAAAGCAGUGUGUAAGACUGGUGGAGCAGAACAUGCCAAGAUGCAUGAAAACUGUGAUAAAAAAGGGUUAUUCCACCAAAUAUUGAUUUCUAAACUCUUAAAACUUGAAUAUGAACUUGUUUUAUUUGUAUAAUGUGAAAUCUGAAAGCUCUGUAUUUAUUUUGUUAUUUCAGCCAUUUCUCAUUUUCUGCAAAUAAAUGCUCUGAAUGACAAUAUUUUAAUUUAGAAUUUUGGAUCACUUUAAAACUCAAGCAGUUCAUAUUGGUUUGAUGGCUUCCCUCUUCCUCUUGAUUAUAUUCCAGAGUUUUUUAGAGAAUCUUUCUGUUUGCUUUAUGAUAUGCUCCAUGCACCAGGAGUAAGUUGUAAGGCACUCCUUUUUACAAAAAUAUAUUUUAGAUCAAUAGUGUAUGCCCAAAGUAUUAUAUAUUAAAUAUUUUUAGACAUAACAAAUGUAUGCAGUAGGUUUCUUUGAUGUUGCUUAAGAGGCAUUAGAGGAAUUAAACACUUCUGACGUCUGGCUCCGUUCUCAGACACUGUAAAAAAAAAAAAAAAAAAAAAUCUGACUCAGCAUGCAAACCGCACCAAAUUAUUUUGCUUUCAUCUCAGCUGUUUAAUUAUACAGAAUUUUUUGAUACACUGGUAGAAUUCCCCUAUCAAAACUGUAACGUUACUUAAGCCCUUCUCAUAUAUUUUUAAUUUAAUUUAAAAAAUGUUUAGAACAGCUGUCCACAUAUAACAGCUGUCCAAACAUAACAGCUGUCCACACAUAGCCUUUGGCUCCCUUGCUAUUUCUGAGUUAGUCUUUUACUGAGACAUGUGCAUUUAUGUGCUGCCUGUUAUUUAAUGCUUAUUUGUAGACCGAAUGAUAGGCCACGAAUCAUGUAAUCUAUGGACAUGUUUAGCUUGCCUCUGUAGUGUGCAGGUCAAACCUGCACAAAGAGGUUCAGUAAAUGCCUCAUUUAUCAUUUACCCUACUAUAUACUGUAUAUAUUUCUUAUUUAUUUGAUGGAUUAUACGUUAUGGAAUCUGAACUGAACCUAUACAUUUAUACAGUAUAGGUAGAAACAUAAAGCACAUUUGCACUAGAAAUACAAAGUCUUCUGAAGUUCUUUAUAUUUUAUUGUAAUUGUAAAACCUCACCAGACACAGUUUAGGGGGGAAAAUGUUUCUUCCUGUUCAGAUGGUGGCCUAACUACGAAGCUAUUAGUUUAUUUUAUUUUAAGUAAUUAUAAUGUGUACACAUUAUAAAAACAUUUGCUCUUAGUACAUGAUAUUUACAAACUGUGAUUAUUUCAAAAAAAGUUAUUUUCUAUCUCUUAGACUAAUCAAGUUAAUGUUAUGGUCUGAACUAAAUGGUAUGAACAAUGUUUUUAUU
Astyanax mexicanus (Mexican tetra) is the source of this 5765-nucleotide messenger RNA. RefSeq names its product leucine rich repeat and Ig domain containing 3a (gene lingo3a). Gene Ontology annotation, molecular function: protein binding. The coding region runs from base 679 to 2496 and encodes 605 amino acids. Gene Ontology annotation, cellular component: plasma membrane. The record is from RefSeq and is a predicted model, not a curated record. The transcript is spliced from 2 exons. Lineage: Eukaryota; Metazoa; Chordata; Actinopteri; Characiformes; Acestrorhamphidae.